Messenger RNA from Anarrhichthys ocellatus (wolf-eel), 2672 nucleotides. Its product is annotated as saccharopine dehydrogenase-like oxidoreductase. Gene Ontology annotation, cellular component: lipid droplet; plasma membrane; mitochondrion. Bases 114 to 1397 code for a protein of 427 amino acids. Gene Ontology annotation, biological process: glycolipid biosynthetic process. Lineage: Eukaryota; Metazoa; Chordata; Actinopteri; Perciformes; Anarhichadidae. The transcript is spliced from 12 exons. The record is from RefSeq and is a predicted model, not a curated record.
GUAGAAAACAGCGCUGUCAAAACUGCAGCACGCAGUCGUACUCUCUCCAGUCAGUCUCUGUGAGAGGUGAAGGUACCGUCGCAGUGAGAUCCUCCAGCCUGUUAGCUGUCACUAUGGCGCGUGUUGAGACAUCAUCCAACAGGCCCUACCACCUGGUUAUCUUCGGAGCCUCUGGGUUCACGGGGCAGUUUGUGGUGGAGGAGGUGGCACGUACUGUGUCCGAGGGUCCGAAAGGGAACCUGAAGUGGGCCGUGGCAGGCCGGAGCAAGCAGAAGCUGGAAAAAGUUCUGGAGCAGGCCGCCGGAGUACUCAGUAAGCCCGAGCUCAGGUCAGAGGUGGACAUUAUCGUGGCAGAUGUCGAGGAACCAGACUCCCUGGCAGCCAUGUGCAAACAGGCUGUAAUUGUUCUGAACUGUGUGGGGCCUUACAGGUUCUAUGGCGAGCCAGUGGUCAAAGCCUGUGUGGAGAAUGGAGCCCACCAUAUUGACAUCAGUGGAGAGCCUCAGUUUCUGGAGGGCAUGCAGUUGAACUACAGCAGCCAGGCAGCUGAGAAAGGUGUGUACAUCAUAGGCAGCUGUGGAUUCGACUCCAUACCUGCGGACAUGGGAGUCCUCUACACCAGGGACCAGUUCAAAGGAACGCUGACUGCAGUGGAGAGCUUCCUGACUAUCGGCUCAGGCGAUGAUGGCGGAUGUAUCCAUGAUGGCACGUGGCAGUCGGCUAUCUACGGCUUUUCCGACAGCCAGAAGCUCCAGAGUCUCAGGAGGAAGUUUAAUCACAAACCUCUCCCUGCUGUUGGCUCUAAGCUUAAACGCAGGGGAAAUGUGUUCUUUAGUAAUGAGAUCCAGCAGUAUACGGUGCCGUUCAUGGGCUCCGAUCCCUCCGUUGUGAAGAGAACUCAGCGUUUUCUGGUGGAGGAACAUCAGGAAAAGCCGGUUCAGUAUGGAGCGUAUGCAGGAAUAGGAGGUAUCGCCAACAUCGUCAAGCUGAUGUUUGCUGGCAUGAUGUUCUGGAUCUUGGUCAAGUUCAGCUUUGGACGCGAUCUACUCAUCAAGCACCCAGAGUUCUUCUCCUUUGGACUCUUCUCAAAGGCCGGACCAACUAGAAAGCAGAUGGAGGCGUCAUCCUUCCAGUUUGCUUUCUAUGGAGAGGGCUACACAGAGGGACAGGACCCCUCCCUGGGGAAACCGAACGGCAAGAUCCGCACACUGGUUCAGGGACCAGAAUGUGGAUAUGUGGCCACGCCAAUCGCCAUGGUACAGGCUGCUCUAACAAUCCUCAACGAACCCACAGCCUUGCCCAAAACGGGAGGAGUUUAUACUCCAGGAGCUGCUUUUGCAAAAACCACACUGACGGACCGCCUCAACAAACACGGCAUCCAGUUUUCUGUCAUCUAAAGUUUGGCCUCCCCCUGAUCCAUACUCCAGGUUUUCUCAGCACUUACUAAUAUGCAUAAUAACAGCUGGAAAGUCAUCCCGAGCACCUUGACUAGAGAUGGAGUGCACUUUCAGAUUAACCUAUUUUUGGUGGUACUUUCUGCAUUUAUCUUUUUCAUUUGGUCAGAAACUUGCCAGUGUCCCUUUGGCUUGACUGUACUAUUAACCCGCUGCUUGUAAGACAAAUGGCACAGCUGCAGCAGCAUUUUCUAGCCAAGGACAGUAAAAUAACUGUUUUGUGUAACUGGGUUUAACAUGGCUGUCCACGAACAUAAUUGCUAAUGAAAGGAGGAUUUUGUCCAGGUUCACUUUAUCAUAUCUGUACCUUUCAUCAUACCAAAGAUUGAUUUGUAACAUUUUGUGCAGACAAAAUUUAAAUUAAGAUCACAGUGUAUUCAUAAAAUGAUACUGUAUCCACAUCAUCGGGAUGAAAAUAAACUCCUCAGUUGCUUCAUGUUGUAGUCUAUAUGUCAUUAACCUGCAGACGACGCCCCGUUAUUAAAUAGCAACAGUAUAGCCGGCUGAUGGCUUCAUAGUAUAAAAUGUAAAGAUCGUGGACAUUAUUUCCCAUGGCAGGAUUGAGGAUUAGUAAAGUAGGUUGAAUCAGUGCUAGAGAUGUAGCAAACUGUAUCAAAAGUGUCAGCUGUAACUACUAUUCACCUUCUAGAAUCUUUUUAAGUGUUGUCCUUUUGAUAUACGGUAGCUUCAUGUACACUAACCAGGUAGCUGUAUGUGUCAGAAUAGACACUUGCUGUUUGUGUGUGUGCACGUACACGCUUGCCUUUCCUGGCCUGUUGGCUCAAAAUAUCUGCUAGCUUUGUUUUGAUAGUUAAUAUUUGGACUAUCAUGAAAUCAUUCUGCUUUCUUUGAUCCUUUUUUUGUGUAGCUGAAUGUUGCAACAGUUCACCUAUCCAGUUGUUUGCUUUUGAGCCUUGUCAGAAAAUGCAUCCAGUUGUUUGUGCACAAAACGGCAUGAGUUACUCCAUGAGCCUGACGGAUCCCCUCUGCUGUUUUGUUCACAAGUGUGUAGAAGGUUUGAGUUUUGCUUCUUUUUUUUAUCUGAAGCUUGUCGCUGCUGUGGACUGGAAUUGUUUCAUCCAAAGUGAUGCUGUUGAUCCCAGUGCUUGUUUUUCAUGUUCGAGCGUUAUGUGCACGUGACGAGAAAUGUUUUGGGGGUUUUGUUUUGGUGUGCUCUGCUUUGGAUGGGCCUCAUAAAUAAAACCAACUCUGCUCAGA